Messenger RNA from Clunio marinus, 270 nucleotides. The record is from the annotation of a GenBank genome assembly. NCBI's taxonomy places the organism in Eukaryota, Metazoa, Arthropoda, Insecta, Diptera, Chironomidae.
AUGGAAAAAGUUCAACCUCAGUGUUAUAGAUUGAGUGAAAUAAAAGUUGAGAAGCUUCUGGUGAAGAAAAUUAGAAAAUUAGAUAAUACUCUUGACGUUAUCUAUAAAAAUGUCUUUUGUGCUUUGAAGUUUUCGAACAAAGCAGAAAAGGAAGCGACCAUAUUUCCUGAGACUUGGCAAUCCCCUCAAGGUAGAAUCAUCGUUUCUUUAGAAAUCGUAAGAAAAUCUUCUUAUCAUAAAUUUCUUGUGGUAAAUGACCAGAGGUCAUGA